AUGACAGAACUACAUGCUCUUUGGGUUACACAACUAAAGACAAGAUACUUCAAGAGAAACUCUGCUUUUAGAGCUAAAAUCCCUUCCUCUAGCUCUUGGAUGUGGAAAUGUAUCUACAGAGGAAUAAUUUUAGUUGAACAAAACAAUAUUUGGGAAAUAUGUGAUGGAAUGAAAGUCAAUAUAUGGGAGGAUAACUGGAUUCCUGAUGUAUCUGAAAAACUUAAACAGUACAAGACCAGUAAUAACUCAUCAGUAAACCUGGUUAGAGACCUAAUAGAUACUGAUACAAAAAGAUGGAAUGCAACCUUAAUUCACUCUUUAUUCCCUAGAGAUAUAGCUCAAAAAAUCUGCAACAUUAGAUUUGCAAAGGAAGAUACUCUGAGAUGGCUUCUAACAAGAUCUGGAAAGUUCACUAUGAAAUCCAUGUAUGAUAAGUUAAAUGAAAAAACCAUAAAUUACUAUAACUUAGGGCAGCCUGAUACUUUUUGGAAGAAACUUUGGGCUACACAAACAUCCCAACGGAUAAAAAAAUUUGCUUGGAAGUGUCUUCAAGAUGUUGUGUCAACUAAUGUUAAACUGUCUAGGUUUAAGGAUAUUUCUUCUUCUUGUUCCUUUGGAUGCAAUGAACAAGAAACAAUAGAAUAUCUAUUCUUACACUGCAAGUUUGCACAAGCUGUGUGGGCAACUGACCCACAUCCUGUAGAUAUACAUUUUAACAGAAAUACAACUUUCUUUAAUAUCUUUGAGGAAAGUCCUGAAGAAGGAAACCCUCAGAUACCUAUAGAAAUAAUAAUGACCAAAAUCUGGUUCAUAUGUAAGGAAAGAUGUAAUAGAGCUUUUGAUAACCAACAACAAACACAUCAACAAGUAGCUGUGGAGAUACAAAGACAUCUAGCAUACUUGCACAAAGAGAAAUACACAGUCAAAAUAAAAGACCUGAUAAGAGGAAACACUAGUAACAAUACAUGGAAACUUCCAGAACCACAUUAUCAUAAACUAAAUCUGGAUGAUGCCUGGAUUUCUUGUAAUACCCCAGCAGGCUUUGCUAUAAUCUUUAGAAAUGAUGUAGGUGAAUUUAUUCAAGGAAGAGCAGGACCAAUCUCAGCAACUGAACCUGAAGAAGAGGAAGCUCUAGGCUACUUGCAAGCAGCUAAAUGGGCAAGACCCAACAACUUGUCCACUUUCAGUGUGGAAGGCGACUGCAAAAAUCUUGUGGAUUAUCUGAAUGGAGAACCAUCGCAAAUCUCUUGGCAAAACCAAACUAUAAUGGAUGAAGCGAAAAAUGAGUUUUCCUUUUGUAAUAACUUUAAAGUUUUCUAUUUUGUUCAUAGGACUGCAAACAAUGUAGCCGACACUUUUGCUAAAGAAGCUAGAAGCUUCAGAAUUGUCGUUAACUGGGAUACAGUUCCCCCUUCUUGUAUUCAGUAUGCUUUAGAAGUAGAUAAAUCUAAUGCUAGGGUAUCUACUAUAAACCAAGUACUAGAUGGCUCUACUCGGGGUGAUGUAAGGGUUACUAACUCCCAAAGGAAAGCUAUUCAUGAUAAUAUCAUUGUGUCUCAUGAGAUUAUUCAUACCGUGAAACAUAAGGAAGGUUUUAGUGGUACAAUGGCUUUAAAAUUGGAUCUUUCAAAGGCCUUUGACAAGCUUGAAUGUUCAGUUACAAGUCCUAACCCAAACAAUGGUAGCACUAGCAAUAGUGGUGGUACUCCAGAAACUGAUCCUACUUCCGACAACGACACUGGCAGUACCACUCCUCCUGAAACCAACAUCAGAAGUAAUCCUCUCUUCGGUCGUUCUCCCGAGGAAAUCUGA
Messenger RNA from Papaver somniferum (opium poppy), 1812 nucleotides. RefSeq lists its product as uncharacterized. Lineage: Eukaryota; Viridiplantae; Streptophyta; Magnoliopsida; Ranunculales; Papaveraceae. The coding region runs from base 1 to 1812 and encodes 603 amino acids. Gene Ontology annotation, molecular function: nucleic acid binding; RNA-DNA hybrid ribonuclease activity. The record is from RefSeq and is a predicted model, not a curated record. The transcript has 3 exons.